AGUACAUAAUGGGGAAAGACAGACGAGAGAUGGUUCGGAUCGUCGCUGAAGAUUACCUCCAUAAACACCCAGGAAGACCUGGUAGACAAAAGCUGAGGGAACUCGCCAGUAUGAUUGUAGGACAAUAUCCUGCCUCCUUCAAGCUGACAGAGCCAUUUGGAAACAAACCUUUUGCAAAAGAUGGUUCUGAAACUCUCUUUCGUCAGCUGGAACACAGAAUUGAAAAUAUGAAGAGGCCACUAAGCUCACUGAAGAGGCAAGCAGGGGGUGAAAAUUCGACAAAGAAAAGGCCCAGGAAUUCAGAUCUGUAUGGAUGUGUUGCGUGGGAUCCAAUCAUUGAGGGGGCCAUGUGUAGAGAAGACCUGCUGUCUAAACGAGAUGAGUUGAAACGUGCCUUUCAAACCCAGGAUCUUCAGGAGUCAUCUGUUCGAAAAUUGAUGACUGAAACAUAUCCCAUUCAGCGUGAAAUCCUCAACGAUGAUGAUACCACUAUUGCCGUUGUAAAGGACGAGUGGCCGUUUCUGUUUGAAGUUCCUCACCUGUUUGAUCAUGCAUCUAAACUCCUUGGCUUCUCUGUACAAAACAAGCUGGCACAGGAACUUUCCAAAAAAGAAAAGGGGAUCAGUGACUUCCUUGACUACAAAGGGAUGAAGACGGGCGAAGGUCCAAUACAGCUCAUCUGCGGCAUUUCAAAAUACUUCAAGGAAGACUCUUAUAAACUCUUCCACAAAAAAGAGAUCUCUGCAGAUCCUGAAGUCGAACUCCCAGUGACCCCAUGCAUCCUAAUCAGAGGUGACCAGCAAUUCAAGAUUGCUGUUGAUGGGUUACUUGUCAAUGACCACAUCACCUCUCCCAUUGUGGCCUUGAGCUACGUCUUCUCCAUGUUUUAUGUCUGCAACGUCCAAUACCCACCGGAGAUGGCUUUUACUCUCGAAUUCAUGCAAAGAGUUUUCUUUGGGGUCAAUCCUGAGCGAGGCUCCAAGGCAGAGAAGAAGGGGAAGAAACGGCACUUCAUUCCUCCACAGGUGUGCAAGCUGGUUUCUCAGCUGAAGGAAUUUGAAUGCAAGCAGAAGGAAUCUGAAUGGGCCAUUUGAGCUGUUCUCAGAGCUCAGAAAAUACCUUUUUGGACUGAAUGUACACACACACGUACACACACACACACACACACACACA
Nothobranchius furzeri (turquoise killifish) is the source of this 1173-nucleotide messenger RNA. RefSeq lists its product as uncharacterized. NCBI's taxonomy places the organism in Eukaryota, Metazoa, Chordata, Actinopteri, Cyprinodontiformes, Nothobranchiidae. The record is from RefSeq and is a predicted model, not a curated record.